This is a messenger RNA of Elephantulus edwardii (Cape elephant shrew), 2811 nucleotides long. RefSeq names its product SKI family transcriptional corepressor 1 (gene SKOR1). Gene Ontology annotation, biological process: negative regulation of transcription by RNA polymerase II; negative regulation of BMP signaling pathway. Gene Ontology annotation, molecular function: RNA polymerase II cis-regulatory region sequence-specific DNA binding; SMAD binding; DNA-binding transcription factor activity, RNA polymerase II-specific. The record is from RefSeq and is a predicted model, not a curated record. NCBI's taxonomy places the organism in Eukaryota, Metazoa, Chordata, Mammalia, Macroscelidea, Macroscelididae. Gene Ontology annotation, cellular component: transcription regulator complex; nucleus.
AUGAAAGUCGCGAUAUUAACCGACCAGACGCUGGUCCCAAGCAGGGCCUCUGCCUCUAACCCAAGACCGCUCCCCCAGCCCACUCCACGAUCACCAGACGACGCGCGAGGCGCGACGCCUCUCCUGCCUCCAGUGUGUCUCGGUCGAGACUCAGGCUCGCAGCGCGGGGAGCUGUCCGCUCAAGGGGAGAAAGGGGGAACAUGGAGAAGGAGUAGAGACAAGAUCGCCCCUGAGGUCCAGAGCGCAGAGAGGGAGGGAGCCAGCAACCCCAAGCCAGAGGGGGCAGGGGCGGGGUCGCCCGCUCUGCUGGCCGCGGAAGAUUUAUGGUGUAGCCAGGCUUCCAAGGACAGGCUUUGCUCGCCUCUACCGCCGCCGGUCCCGAUUCCCUGGAACCUGGGCCCAGAGCCCCCUUGUCCCACUCGGGAAAAGCCCCGCGAGGAUUCGGCCCCGCAGCUUGGAGAACACGUUCAGCUCCACGCGCUCCGUUCAUUACAUGCGGGCCAGGCGCACUUGUCGAUUUCGGGAAACCGGGACGCCACUGUUCUUUCCCGGAGGCUGCUCUCUGGGUCACCUCACCUCCCUAGCCCGCGAGGCACAUAUCUGAAGAAAAACUCGGGGACUGGAUCACUGCACGCAAACGAGAAAAGGUGGCUCCCGAGAAACUUCCCUGACACUGCCAGGAGAUGGCCAGUGACCGCCCCUCCCCCGCCUCCCAGCCCUUCCCGGCGCGGCCCGGGCCCGCGGCGUGCUUGCGCGGCUGAGCACAGGGGCGGCGGGUCCCCCAAGUCCGCGCUUCAGAACCCUGACCGGCAGGGCAGGCUGCGAGGGGGGACCGAGGUCUCGGCAGUGGCUUUGCUGUGUGGCCUUGGGAGCGGCGGCAUGGAGGCGCUCACCACCCAGCUGGGGCCGGCGCGCGAGGGCAGCUCCUCGCCCACCUCCAAGCAGGAGCUGCAGCCCUACUCGGGCGCUAGCGCUCUCAAACCCAACCAGGUGGGCGAGACGUCGCUGUACGGGGUGCCUAUCGUGUCGCUGGUCAUCGACGGCCAGGAGCGCCUGUGCCUGGCCCAGAUCUCCAACACCCUCCUCAAGAACUACAGCUACAAUGAGAUACACAACCGGCGCGUGGCCCUGGGCAUCACGUGCGUGCAGUGCACGCCGGUGCAGCUGGAGAUCCUGCGGCGCGCCGGGGCCAUGCCCAUCUCGUCGCGCCGCUGCGGCAUGAUCACCAAGCGCGAGGCCGAGCGCCUGUGCAAGUCGUUCCUGGGCGAGCACAAGCCGCCCAAGCUGCCCGAGAACUUCGCCUUCGACGUGGUGCACGAGUGCGCGUGGGGCUCGCGCGGCAGCUUCAUCCCCGCGCGUUACAAUAGCUCCCGGGCCAAGUGCAUCAAGUGCGGCUACUGCAGCAUGUACUUCUCCCCCAACAAGUUCAUCUUCCACUCGCACCGCACCCCAGACGCCAAGUACACGCAGCCGGACGCGGCCAACUUCAACUCGUGGCGCCGGCACCUCAAGCUCAGCGACAAGUCGGCCACGGACGAGCUGAGCCACGCGUGGGAGGACCGAGGCCUGGGUCUCGCAGCUGGCACUGGCCCGGCGGGCCCCGGAGGGCCGAGUGGCGGCGCGGGCGUGCGCAGCUACCCGGUGAUCCCCGUGCCCAGCAAGGGCUUCGGCCUCCUGCAGAAGUUGCCCCCGCCACUUUUCCCGCACCCCUACGGAUUCCCCACGGCCUUCGGCCUCUGCCCCAAGAAGGACGACCCGGUGCUGGGUGCAAGCGAGCCCAAGGGCGGCCCUGGCGGCUCCUACGUGUCGGCCUUCCGACCGGUGGUCAAGGACACCGAGAGCAUCGCCAAACUGUACGGCAGCGCCCGCGACGCGUACGGGGCGGGGCCGGCGCGCGGGCCGGGGCCGGGAGCGGGCAGCGGCUACGCGAGCCCGGACUUUCUGAGCGAGGGCAGCUCCAGCUACCACUCGGCCUCACCCGACGUGGACACCGCCGACGAGCCCGAGGUGGACGUGGAGUCCAACCGCUUCCCCGACGAGGAGGGCGCCCAGGACGAGGCUGAGCCCGGUGCGCCCGGCGCGGGGGGCGGCCCUGACGGCGGCCGGUCAGCUUUCGGGGACCCCACGGCAGAAGACAUGGUGCGGAGACCCGAGAGGAGCCCUCCCAGCAGCAGCUACGAGCUACGAGAGCCAUGCGUGCCGCUGGGGGGGCCCGCACCCACCAAGGUGUACGCGCCCGAGCGGGACCAGCACGUGAAGAGCGCGGCGGCGGCGCUGGGGCCCGCGGCCUCCUACCUCUGCACCCCCGAGGCCCACGAGCCGGAUAAGGAAGACAAUCACUCGACAGCCGCCGACGAUUUGGAGACGAGGAAAUCCUAUCCAGACCAAAGGAGUAUCUCUCAGCCAAGCCCCACGACUACGGAGCGAGGGGAAGAAGGGCUCGCCCUGGAUGUCACGGGAACUCAGCUGGUGGAGAAGGACAUUGAGAACCUGGCCAGAGACGAAUUGCAGAAACUACUUCUGGAGCAAAUGGAGCUCCGCAAGAAACUGGAGCGGGAAUUUCAGAGUCUCAAAGAUAAUUUUCAGGAUCAAAUGAAGAGGGAAUUGGCUUAUCGAGAAGAAAUGGUGCAACAGCUGCAAAUUGUCAGAGACACCCUGUGCAACGAACUCGACCAGGAGCGCAAGGCGCGCUACGCCAUCCAGCAGAAAUUAAAAGAAGCCCACGACGCCCUGCACCACUUCUCCUGCAAGAUGCUGACGCCCCGCCACUGCACCGGCAACUGCUCCUUCAAGCCCCCGCUGUUGCCCUAA